This is a messenger RNA of Neoarius graeffei (lesser salmon catfish), 5396 nucleotides long. RefSeq names its product suppressor of cytokine signaling 6 (gene socs6a). The record is from RefSeq and is a predicted model, not a curated record. Gene Ontology annotation, biological process: phosphatidylinositol phosphate biosynthetic process; protein ubiquitination; intracellular signal transduction. Lineage: Eukaryota; Metazoa; Chordata; Actinopteri; Siluriformes; Ariidae. The transcript has 2 exons. Bases 436 to 2019 code for a protein of 527 amino acids. Gene Ontology annotation, molecular function: 1-phosphatidylinositol-3-kinase regulator activity. Gene Ontology annotation, cellular component: phosphatidylinositol 3-kinase complex.
AGGAGAAAAACAGCAAAGCCACCGAGAAAGGAAGAAACGGCAGAGACUUUACUUCAACUUAGCCUGGCUAAAUAAUUACCUGUUCAUAUAAACGUUAUAAAGGAAGAGAGAAGCGUUAUAACGUCUGGUUCACACGCAUUACCCGCUAACAUACCAGUCCUCACUGAAAGCGCUGUAUAAUAAACAGUUUUAUACAUAUUAGCUAGUUAGCUAAGUUAGCGAGAUAGCAUAGAAGUUAGCGUUUUAGCUAACACAGCAUUCCUGUCUGCCUGACUAAAGUCGUUUAAAAUUCGUCAAAGAAAAUACAAGAAAUCUGGAUUUUACUCUGAAGACCCGAGAAAUGACGAGGUGAGCUAUGUUGUGAUUAGCAUUUCCCAGUCACAUGGAAGGAUAGUAACUGUUGGCUAUCACCUCCCAUGCCGUGGAAACAUCAGGAUGAAGAAGACGUUUAGCCUUAAGACGUUCCGAAAGUCGUUCAACAUCAAGGGCAAAGAGGAUGGAGAUUUUGUGAUGCUCCAGAAGCCGUCAUUGGCCCCCGAGUUCACAAAAGACGACUCUCUUUUUGGGAGUUGUUAUGCCAAAGACCUAGCUUGUGACCUCCAUGGUGAGGACGCGAGGGCCCACAAGAACCGAUCCAAGAGUGAAAGCCUUAUGGGGACCUUAAAAAGGAGACUUUCUUCCAAACAGAAACCUAAAAGUAAAGGAGGGUCAGCCUCCGUGGGCUUGGGAGAUGAUGACGAUACUUUCUCGUCCUCUUCAGUCCCCAUAAGCUUUAAUGAAGCCAAAGCCCAGCGCCCUUUAAGAUCAGCUUCCCUGCGGAGUCAUCACUACAGCCCUUCCCCUUGGCCCAUAAGAGCCGUUGACCCUGAGGAAGCCUGCAUUAAGAUGGAGGUGAAGGUAAAAGCCACGGUUCACACACCUAGCUCCAGUCCGUCCUUUAACGGUGUCAGAAAAGAAUUCCAUGACAUCCAAAUGGAGGGACUUUUUGAUGAUCGAAGCGGAUCUAUGAAGAAUUUAGAGCCUCCAAACAGUGACUUGCAUUUAAACAUGGAAGAGCACGUGCCUGUAGUUAUUGGACUGACACCUCAGGACUACAUCCAGUACACAAUGCCUUUAGAUGAGGGAAUGUACCCCGAAUCAUCCCACUCGUUGUGCUUGGAUGGCACCUCACCAAUCGAGGUGAUGGAACAAGUCAAUGACGAAUCAUUGAAUGUGGAUCAAGGCCACGUUGACCAUGAUCUUUUAACAUCGGAUAUUCUCAUGGAUCAAUCCAUGAACGGGAUUGUACUCGGUACUCCGGGAAUAGGCCUUCAAAAUUCAGGAUCCGAGGCUCCUUCACUUUCACCUUCGCUUUCUCCUGUUUCUGCUGGUGAAAUUCCAAGAACCUAUUCUGGGUUUGGUGGUGCCGAUUCACACGUUGCCGAAAGAGUGAGGCAUCAUCUCAAUUUCGACCCAAACUUUGCUCCGGGUGUCAGCAGGGUAUACGAUUCAGUACAAAGCAGUGGACCAAUGGUUGUCACAAGCCUUACAGAAGAGUUGAAGAAAUUGGCGAAACAGGGUUGGUACUGGGGACCUAUAACGCGAUGGGAAGCUGAGGACAAACUCGUCGACCUUCCGGAUGGUUCUUUUUUGGUGCGCGAUAGCUCAGACGACCGUUAUCUUCUCAGUUUGAGCUUUCGAUCACAAGGCAAGACUCUUCACACCCGGAUCGAACACUCGAACGGAAGGUUCAGCUUUUACGAACAGCCUGAUGUCGAAGGUCACACAUCCAUCGUUGACCUCAUCGAACACUCCAUUAAGGACUCUGAAAACGGCGCGUUUUGUUACUCCAGAUCGCGCCAGCCAGGGUCUGCGACGUACCCGGUUCGAUUAACCAAUCCCGUAUCUCGUUUCAUGCAAGUGCGUUCGCUGCAGUACUUGUGCCGAUUCGUUAUUCGACAAUACACACGGAUUGACCUGAUUCAGAAACUACCUUUACCAAACAAAAUGAAAGAUUACUUGCAGGAAAAGCACUACUGAACUGGGAUACAGUAGUCAAAUUGCACUUUUGGAUCAAGUUGAUGUUAAAUGGUUUACAGACAUUUUGUGGAGUUCAAGUGAUCCGUUAGGUUUGUUUUGUAUCAAAAGCAUUAGUUUAUCUCAUAUUGGUCAAUUUGUUGUUGCUCAGAUUCAUUAUAAAGGUACACUUUGAUUUUGGAUCUGUUUUUUUGGGGAACCUGACAGAAGAAUUCCAGUUAAAAAUGUGUGAUGAACAAUAGUCACUACUUCCCUUCUGAGUGCUUGAAAUGAAUAGUUUUGAUUUACGCUGCUGUUAUAACAUACAUAACUAACAUUUCAGAUAGUUUAGUCCAUUAAAGGAAAAGUCCACCCUGAAACUCUAGCAAUUCUGGUGCAAAUUAUUUGAUUGAUGUUGUAUUUUCAUCAUGUUUGUUCAUUAAUAGUGCAGUUACAAUGGUGUUUAAUAGGACCCCCCCCCCCAAAAAAAAAAAACAACAACCCUGAUCUCAACUAUAAGGGAUAACAGUCAGGAUUUGCUGUUUGCACCCCAAAAAAUGAACACGUGACGUUUAAAAAUGAAGCAGAAUCAGCUCAGUUAGUUAGCAAUCUAGGAUGUGAUAAGCACGACGACACUGACAGUAGUAAUAGCAUGAAAAGUGAAGUUUUGGAAGAUGAUCCAUUUGAGCAGAGUGUACACAUGAGGAAGUGAGAGAGCUGGACAGACUAAAGGACUAAAGCACUGCUGCAUCGCUUUCUUUAGGUAGAGAUGAUACUACCACUGUCAGCAGGUAGUCAAACAGCAUUGUGGGUGAUGUAUGAAACUUAGCCAAAGUGAAAAUAGACCAGUCAAAGACAUUUAAAAUAAAUAAAUAAACUCAGAAUUUUAUUCCAAAAUAAAUUUCAGACAUCACUGAACAUGAUGUUGCUUAUAAAAAUGAACAUGGGUGCCGUUCAGGGUGGAUUCUUCCACCUGUAAGUGUCGGUGAUGGUGAUAAAGUCAAAAUAAGCUCAAGGAUCUGGAAAUGCUUAGAAUAUUGUCAGAAUAUUAACCAGGCUUAGACAUCUGUGCUUAAUUAUUUAAUUGGCAUUCAUAUCACAUUAUGCAUAGCAGUGCAGGGGCAAGAGGAUUGAUUAAUGCAUUAAGAGAUACAGUACUGUGUAAAAGUCUUAGGCACAUGUAAAGAAAGGCUGUAGACCAAAAAUAGCUCAGAAAUAAGGAAAUCUUUCAACAUUAAACAAAUACUAUAAACAGCAGUAAGCCAUAAUAAAUGAAACAAAGUCAAUAUUUGGUGUGAGACGACACUUUGCUAAAAAACAAUAGUAGUUUCAGGUACAGUGAGUGCAGUUUGAUAAGGAAAUGAGCUGUAGGUUUUACUGAGCAUCUUACAGAACCAGCCACAGUUCUUCUGGACUCUUUGACCGUCACACUCGCUUCUUCAUUUUGCACCAAAACCCAGCAGCCUUCAUUAUGGUUUCUUUAUUAAUCUGAAAAGUGGGCUCUUAUGUAAUAUGCUGCUCGGAUACAAACUUUUUUUUUCCUGUAACAUUUAAUCUUGUGCUGAAAAAUGAACAUUUGGACUCUAAAAUGCUUUUGUACUGACUCGAUAAUGUAGAAGUUAUAAAAUAGAAAUCUAUAACAAAGUCUGUAUGAAAAAAAAUAGGGUGCCAAGACUUUUGAACAGUACGGUAUAUCAGUCUGCUCUAAUUAAAACAGGUCUCAGUGAUGCUCAGCUUUAUAUUUUAAUGUACUUAAUGUGAUUGUGUAAAAUCUCUUCUCUAAUUUCACAUGAAAAAACAAUUUUGAAAUUGAUGUUGGUGCUUUCAUUUUGAUGAACAGAGCAGGCUAAUUCAAUCGCAGUCAAGUCAAGUUUAUUUGUAUAGCGCUUACUAACAAUAAACAUUGUCGCAAAGCAGCUUUACAGAAUUUGAAUGACUUUAAACACGAGCCAAUUUUAUCCCCAAUGAGCAAGCCUGUGGCGACGGUGGCAAGGAAAAACUCCCUCAGACGACAUGAGGAAGAAACCUCGAGAGGAACCAGACUCAAAAGGGAACCCAUCCUCAUUUGGGCGACAACAGACAACAUGACUAUAACAUUAACAGUUUUAACAUGAAGUCAGUUUUGUUGAUGUAGUCGUAGUCCAAAUGUAAUAACAUGGAUUCAAUCAGAGGUUGACGAAAAGCUUUUAUUUAAAAUGUAGAUUUCGUACUGAAAUGCGAUUUAACCAAAAAGGGGCUUCCCUUAUAGGUGUUGGAUGACAUUGUGUGUGAAUACGAUAUGUUCCUUGCUCCUGCCUAAAUAGGUCACAACCUACAAAAUGGUUUCUUGUAGAAUAGGAAUGAGCGUGGUGCAUUUUGUCAUCAAAAGCAUACGAUCCAUCUUUAUCGAACUGAAGUAAACUUUUUAGUUGAUCAUACUUUUAAAUUCACUUUUACAUUAUUAUCCAGUUUAUUAGUCAAAUCCAAGACCAGAUGGCUCAAACCCAUCAUCUCAAUUUGUGUUUACCCUGUUCAGGACGAACAAUAAUUAAGCCAAUAAUAAUAAUAAUAAUAAUAAUAAUAAUGCAUCUUCACUGGCAGCUAUGGAUAAACAAUUGUAAAUGGCUGAAUUUAGUAUUUGAUUUCGUUACCUCUGAUUAUUUGCGUAGAAACAAGACUGCACCUUUUGCUCAGGUUCCUUGAUGAGCACAUUCAUAUGAUUUCCCAAAUCUCUGCAACAACAAAUGAACAUUUUAUACCACUGCAAAUGCACAUUUGUAUUAGGCAUGCGCCGAUAAUCAGUUAUAUAACAUAGCAAGAUAUUUUCAGCGAAUUCAUUUCUCCGACCAUGGAGACAAACUAUCAUACUAAAGACUAAACGUGUGCUCCAUUCAGGUACCGUACAGGCUGCCUAUGGAGUCAGCAUAAAGUUUUAGACUAAUUUGAAGGCAAUCAUAUAGUUCUGUUAAUGCAAUUUGAGAAAAUGAUGGCAGGCAGAACUGUAGCUCUGCCUUUAUCUUGAAAAUCAUUCAGUCAUUCAAUUAUUAUGAUUGAAAAAUGCAAUAUCGGCACAUGCCUUAACAAAUAUUUUGUCACGUAUCCAACAUGCAGGUCAAACAAACAUGCCAAGGAUCUCGUAGUGUUCAAAGGGAACUGAUGAAGAAUGCUGUUUUUUUGUGUUCCUAUGUGUGAUUUGUGCUUCCUACAGUAUUUCAUCAAAUUGUUUUAUCGCGAUCAUUGUUGUAUUUUUUUUCCCCCAAAAUGUAUCGACUUAAUAUAAAGAGCAGUUUCUGAAUAGUAAUUGAUGGAUGAAUUACUUUUGUUGGGAGAAAUGAUUGUGAAACCUGGGUGAGUGACGAUAUUCAUGAGCACAGCUUUAUAAAGAUGUGUUACUUCAUUUGCAAAUAAAGUCAGUGACUGAA